This is a messenger RNA of Marmota monax (woodchuck), 2516 nucleotides long. RefSeq names its product diphthamine biosynthesis 6 (gene Dph6). The record is from RefSeq and is a predicted model, not a curated record. Gene Ontology annotation, biological process: protein histidyl modification to diphthamide. Bases 131 to 1120 code for a protein of 329 amino acids. NCBI's taxonomy places the organism in Eukaryota, Metazoa, Chordata, Mammalia, Rodentia, Sciuridae. Gene Ontology annotation, molecular function: diphthine-ammonia ligase activity. The transcript is spliced from 10 exons.
AGGGAGAGCAGCACGAGUCCGCGGACAGGCGGUGGAAUGAACGCCCGCGUGAGGCCCUGGCCGUCACUCGAGCGGCAGCUGCGGCUCUGACCCCGCCCCUCCCGCCGCACGCACGCGCACUGCACCCAGCAUGAGGGUCGUGGCCCUGAUCAGUGGUGGGAAAGACAGCUGUUACAAUAUGAUGCAGUGCAUUGCUGCUGGGCAUCAGAUUGUUGCUUUAGCAAAUCUAAGACCCGAUGAAAACCAAGUGGGAUCUGAUGAACUGGAUAGCUACAUGUAUCAGACAGUGGGUCAUCAAGCCAUUGACUUGUAUGCAGAAGCAAUGGCUCUUCCCCUCUACCGCAGAACCAUAAGAGGAAGGAGCUUGGUUAUAGGACAAGUGUACACCAAAUGUGAAGGUGAUGAGGUUGAAGAUCUCUAUGAACUUUUGAAACUUGUUAAGGAAAAAGAAGAAGUAGAUGGGAUAUCAGUAGGUGCUAUACUUUCUGAUUAUCAGCAUGCUCGAGUACAAAAUGUGUGUAAAAGGCUUAAUCUCCAACUCUUAGCUUACCUUUGGCAAAGGAACCAGGAAGAUUUGCUCCGAGAGAUGAUAGCAUCUAACAUUCAAGCAGUGAUCAUCAAAGUAGCAGCUUUGGCCACAUGGAUGAAUAUGGAGGACAAUAUGCUGAAUAAACCAUUCAGAGAAAGACGAAUACUGCAUGAUCUCAUUUAUAUGUGGAAUCUAAAAAAUGUGAAACUCAAUACGAUAGAGAAUAGAAAGGUUAUUUGCCACAGGCUGGAUGGAAGAGGGGGCAUUUGGGGACAAGUUGCAAUUAUGCAAGGUUUAGAUCCAGAUAAACAUCUUGGGAAAACGCUGGAUGAGAUGGAGCCUUAUCUCUUAGAGCUUUCUAAGAAAUAUGGAGUCCACGUAUGUGGAGAAGGUGGAGAAUAUGAAACAUUCACUUUGGAUUGCCCUCUAUUUAAGAAGAAAAUAAUUGUGGAUUCUUCAGAAGUGGUUGUACAUUCAGCUGAUGCAUUUGCACCUGUGGCUUAUCUACGCUUUUUAGAAUUGCACUUAGAAGACAAGGUAUCUCCAGAGCCUGACAACUAUAAAACAUCUACGUAUAUACAUAAUUUUUGAAAAAGCAUUUUCAAAAACAUCAUUGACUAAGCAGUCAUUUUUGUACAGAAAAGUUAACAGCAUUUUGUCAAUUACCAUGGCCAGUUUUUCCCAUUACUUUAUUUUUUUAUUUUUUAAAUGCUUUUUUUAAGAAGAAAUUAAUAGAAUCAUUGAUUAAUUGAAAAAAUAUCAACAGCUUAUUCAUUAACAUUACCAACUUCUCUAUAUUGACUUUUUCUUUGGUUAACACAACCUUUCCGUGACUUCUGUGUGACAUAUGUCUCUUUUGUUCCCCUUUAAUUUUACCUGUAACACCUAUGUGUGUAAUUAUUUCUUUCAUUGCACUACUUUCCUCUUUAUUCUUCCCAUCCUUGCAAUCUAUGUCAUGAUACAGAAGCAUAUGAAAAGACAAUCACUUUAUUUAGCCAGUUGAGUUUAUUUUACUGCAUAUCACCAAAAUGAUCUCUAAUUUUUGUUUUGAAUGUACUUAUGUUUCAAAAGUAUCAGCGUUACUGGACAAAUAGGAAUAAUACCAUUACUUUUAUUGAUUAUUUUAUAAUCAUGUUUAUUUACACCCUCUUUAAAAAAAAUAGAAUGUGGGACAUCUUUCAGUUCACAGCAAAAUUGAGAUGUACGGAGUUCCCAUAUAUACUCCCUGCUUCCACAGAAGCAUGGCCUAUUCCACCAUUAACUUUCUGUGCCAGAGUCAUACAUUUUUUACAACUGCUGAACCUAUUUUGAUUAAAUAUUAUCAUAAAAAGCCCAUAGUUUACAUUAAGGCUCACUGUUAAUUUUUACAUUCUAUAUGUUUUGAUAAUGUCAAAUGACAUGUAUCCACUAUUACAAUAUCAUACAGAAUAGUUUUGCCACCUUAAGAUCUAUGUUCCACCUAUUCAUUUCUUCAUUGGUCUUCUUUAAUCUCUGGCAACCACUCAUUUUAUUGUCUCCAUACCUUUGUUUUUUCCAGGAUGUCAUAUAAAAUCAUACAGUAGGUAUCCUUUCCCGAUUAGCUUCUUUCUCUUAUUAAUUUGCGAUUAGCUUCUUUCUCUUAUUAAUUUGCAUUUAGGUUCCCUCAUUUUUUUAAAGUCUUGUUAGCUUAUUUCUUAUACUUACCUAAUAAUAUUCCAUUGUCUGAACAUAACAAAGUUUAUUAUAUCCUUUCACCUCCUGAAGGACAACUUAGUUGCUUCCACCUUUUGGCAAUUAUGAAUAUAACUACUAUAAACAUCCAUGUGCAUGUUUUUGUGUAAACGUAAGUUUUCAAUUCAUUUGUGUAAAUACCAAUGAGUAUGAUUAUUGUAUUUAUAAAAGUAUAAUGAAAGGAUGUUUAGCUUUGUAAGAAACUGACAAACUGUCUUCCAUUAUAGCUGUACUAUUUUGCAUUCCCACCAGUAAUAAAUGAGUUUCUUUUCUUCCA